This is a messenger RNA of Acanthopagrus latus (yellowfin seabream), 4880 nucleotides long. Its product is annotated as leucine-rich repeat neuronal protein 3. Bases 853 to 2979 code for a protein of 708 amino acids. The transcript has 2 exons. Gene Ontology annotation, molecular function: protein binding. NCBI's taxonomy places the organism in Eukaryota, Metazoa, Chordata, Actinopteri, Spariformes, Sparidae. Gene Ontology annotation, cellular component: extracellular matrix. The record is from RefSeq and is a predicted model, not a curated record.
UUGUUCUGAUAUUAAUGACUGCUGAGGAGACGGCGGCGCAUCUAUGUGGUCCGCCUGACACUUGAUCGAGGGGGAGAGAUGCGCCCUCAACAGCCGCUGUGAAGACGGGAAGGGAAGGGCACAGGGAACACAUGAAUCUCUUCUCCAGAGUCUCUCCAACCUGCUUUUGGACUUCGCUUCUUUUUCCCCCUUUCUUUCUUUUUUUUGGUUCGCCGUGUGGACCAGAGGCUCGGACUGAUUUCUCAUCAGCUGCGUGAAAAUAAGAAGACCACGCAUUGUUGACUGGCUUUAUGUUGCGCGCUGGGGCUCCCUCGUCAUUGGAGCAGCGCGCUUGAUGGGAAUAUAGAAAAAAAAUAAAUAAAACAAAACACACACACACUGCUGCUUUGAGAGGCUGCGAUGGUGAAAUCGGGUAGGAAUGGACUGGGCCGUGGACUCUGGAAGCUAGUAACGGCCAUCAAUGAAUGAGGACAUCCAUUUUUAAAGAGCAGAUUUUUCAUGGAUACCUAUAAAUGUGCCCAACACAAGUCGUUUGAGGUUUAAUAUCACUCCAUCCAUUGUUUUCCUAUUUGCCCACUACCGCCUUCUCGAGUCUGCCUGACUGCAGCCUCGGCCCUGAACCCUGACACCAGCAGGCAACACUGAGUGAUUGGUCAUUACAUCCAAGGGCGUCUACACAGCAAGACAAAAAAACCCUCGGGAGCCCUGCUGCGGUUGUUGGUGGUUGUGGCAGGGGGGCGGUGAGUCAAUCGCCUCAGCAGCUGCAGCAAAUGAUUCAUUAUUUGUGAAGUUAACAGCUCAGACCACCUAAUCUACAAGGACCAAUUUCUUACUGGAGGGAAUCGGUCCAAUAUGAAGGACGUGUCAUUUGUGGAUCUCUUUGUUGGCUUGGCCAUGGCCUCUUUUGUUGUGGCUACAGAGGAGAGGCCAGAUUGCCCAAAGCUCUGUGUAUGCGAGAUUAGACCCUGGUUUUCUCCCAGUUCGGUGUACAUGGAGGCACAGACAGUUGACUGUAAUGACUUGGGACUCUUUAGCCUGCCGGAGAAAUUGCCAGUGGGCACACAAGUACUAUUACUGCAAACAAACAAUGUUGCUCGGAUUGACCAUCCCUUGGAUUACCUGGCCAACAUCACAGAGAUUGAUUUAUCGCAAAACAACUUAUCCUCCAUCAGCGAUGUCCAUCUGGGGAAUCUUCCUCAGCUGCUCUCCCUUCACAUGGAGGAAAAUUGGAUACGAGAGCUGCCAGACCAAUGUCUUGCUGAGGUGGCUAACCUCCAGGAGCUCUACAUGAAUCACAACCUCAUCUCCUCCAUUUCCCCGAUGGCUUUCCAGGGUCUAAGCAACCUUGUGCGGCUCCACCUCAACUCUAACAAGCUGACGGUCAUUAAAAGAGAUUGGUUCGAACCCAUGCCCAAUCUGGAGAUCCUGAUGAUCGGCGAGAACCCUGUUCUUUCUAUCGAUGAUAUGAACUUCAAACCUCUCAGUAACCUCCACAGUCUCGUUCUCACCAGAAUGAACCUGUCUCAGCUUCCUGAUGACGCGCUUGCCGGUCUUGAUAAUCUGGAGAGCAUCUCUUUCUAUGAUAACACAUUCCCUGAGGUGCCUCACUCUGCACUGAAAAAUGCAAAGAAUCUCAAGUUUUUGGAUCUAAAUAAAAACCCAAUCACAAGGAUACAGAGAGGGGACUUUGUGGAUAUGCUCCAUCUGAAAGAACUGGGGAUUAAUAGCAUGCCAGAGCUAGUUUCCAUCGACAGCUUUGCCCUCAAUAACCUCCCCGAGCUGACAAAAAUAGAAGCCACCAACAACCCUAAACUCUCCUAUAUCCAUCCUAAUGCUUUCUACAAACUACCGCGCCUGGAAACCCUAAUGCUAAAUGGCAAUGCGCUCAGUGCCCUCCACAGGAUUACUGUCGAGUCCCUCCCUAAUCUCCGAGAGGUUAGCAUGCAUAGCAACCCCAUACGGUGCGACUGUGUAGUCCGCUGGAUGAACAUGAACAAAACCAACAUUCGCUUCAUGGAGCCUGAUUCUCUGUUCUGUGUGGAGCCUCCUGAGUACGAGGGCCAGCAUGUUCGACAGGUGCACUUCAGGGAGAUGAUGGAGAUUUGUCUGCCACUCAUCUCUCCCGAAAGCAUGCCUGGGCAUAUUAAAGCACGGAAUGGGAGCUCUGUGUCUCUCCAUUGUCGGGCCUUUGCUGAACCAGAGCCGGACAUCUACUGGAUCACCCCGUCUGGGACCAGGGUCCUGCCUAACACUGUGUCGGAGAAGUUCUACAUGCACCCGGAGGGAACUUUUGACAUCUAUGAUAUCACAGUAAAUGAAGCUGGUCUUUACACCUGUGUUGCGCAUAAUCUAGUCGGAGCUGAUCUUAAAUCUGUCUCAGUAGAGGUGAAUGGAUAUUUCCCCAAAUCCGCAAACGGGUCCCUGAAUGUCAGAAUCAAGUCAGUGGAGGCAAACUCCAUCCUGGUUUCGUGGAAGGCCGGCCCUGGCACCCUGGCUCCAAACAUCAAGUGGUACACAGCCUCCGGCACUGAGCAUCCCACCACGGCGUUUACCACCAGGGUUCCCUCUGACGUCCAGGUCUACAACCUCACCCAUCUCAGCCCCGCCACUCACUACAAAGUCUGCGUGGAUGUGCGCAGCAUCCACUACAACCAUGACACCAAAUGUGUCAAUGUCACCACUAAGGGAUUAGAGCUGGCAGCCAAGGACACAGAAAAAUGGGACGCAGCGGUAAUCACCGUCUUUGGUGUGCUCCUGGCAGUGAUUUCCGUGGCGUGCCUGCUCAUUUAUGUGUCUCUGAGGAACCACCACCUUUAUGGGGAUAUAAGGAAAUGCGACUCUAAAGCUUUGUUGACACCAGUGGAAGCUACCGGUAUGCACUCUCCUUUCUUUACAAAUCUGUGGGUUACAGGGAAGGGACUGCCAAGCGGAGUGGAAGUGAAAGCCACAGUCAUAAAUGUAUCUGACAAUGCCUUUUAAGGAGCGCAGCUUUGUAGAGCACCACACACCAACUCCACUGAAUGGACGAGGCCAUGGGCAGGGGUGGACGAAUCUGUAGUACUGUUUCAAAGGCUUACCCAUUGCUGGUCCCCCAGCUCAGACACACAGGCAAAACUAUUACCGGACUGGGAUGGAACAGUUUAUAAUAGACUCAGUGCUCUCCCAGUUUCAACCCUAGCUGAGGUGGUGGCUUUGUUGCAUCAAACCGAGCUAACAUCAACCAGGAAGGGGCAUUUACUGCAAAAUGAUAUAUUUCAGUACCAUUCAGACAGGAAUGCCGGCCGAGGAAAGAAGGUGAAGACGAUUGACGAAGGUCAACUCUCUUGUAAUUGACUGUUAAAUGUGUUCAGAGUUGUGGAACUGUACGUGUGGUCCCAAGCAAUACCGUCUGUGCUUUGUAAAACCUCCAUAGACGAGUUAGAGAUACAGUAAUAACACCUGUCUAUAUUGGGAAGGGAGAUUUAGUAGAGUAGACAAAUAACAGUGACUAUGGUGUAAGCCUUUUGAUGAAAUAUACCCCCCCACCCCUUUUUUCUAUUUAAAAAUGGAUUCUUGAUUUUUCAUGGAAAUAUUGUUAUAUAUUCUAUUAUGUUGAUGUAAUGACAAAUCCUCUGUAUCUGAAUGGUUUAAAUGGGUUUUAAAUUAAGGCAAGGAGCAGACGACUUUUGAUUACAACGUCACAUUAAGCUUAAUGAAAUUCAGCGACAAAAUGUGUAUCAAGAGAGGACAUUUGCCAAAUGGCUGUUUAUGCUGUGUAGUUCUCAUUGCAUCGGUGACGGGGAAAUAAAUGCAUCGGACUGAAAACAAAUAUAACAGGUUGAUUAAAACCGAGGUGACUGAUGUGUCGUCUCCUCGCGAAGGCGGUCUGUUAUGCCCUGGUAAGUGCCUACAACAAGAACUACAUGAGGUAAACAGAGGAGAGAGUGAAGAGAUGAGUCAGCCGCGGCAGCGACACACGGCCAUGUCAUCAUCGCAGAGUCACAAGCUAUUCUCCAGUACUUUUAGUGGAAAUACUUUCUCAGUAUUUUUAGCAUACAUAUUUUAAGAAAACAUUUCGUUGUUGCUUUGGGUGUAAAGUUAAAAAGCCAUUUUUAUAUUAACUGUACUAUAUGUGAUCAAUGGGCACAACCGACUAAUUAAGAAAAGUGCUAAGAAAAAAAAAUAAAUGUCAUUGUUUCUUUUACAAACAAUUGCCUACUUUUCUUCUCAUGUUUGUCAUUUGUCAUGCAAUACUAUAACUAUACUACUUUUCUUAACACUUUAUAAUAACCAUCAUUGAUAAAUGGUAGAUUAUAAUUAAAGGUGCACUAUGUAGGAAAUUUUGUUUAAAACAUAUUUAAAAAUUAAAUAAAAUGACUGACAGAAUGCGACAAAUGAACAGUUCUGGUGGUGUUAACGACGCCCGUGUGUUGUAUUGCUGAGAUAUCUACUGUAGUUAGCAUGUUAACCAGCUAGCCCCAUCCUCUCCUGUCUCAUAGUACCAAUGCAAGCUCCCAAUCUGGAUAUCAACUCCACGGCUAAUUGCUGCUAACUAGCUACCAGCAGCUUCAGUUAGCAGCAGUUAGCGGUUACUCUGGUGAUAUGCUGCCCCUAUUUGUUUAGAGUGACCUUGCCUUGAUGUAUAGCAAAUUCUUACCUAAUGCACCUUUAAACUGGGAAUAGAAAAGUUUUCUGCUUCAGCGUAUCGUUAUGAAGUAAAUGAUUGCACAAUGUAAUGCACAAUGUUUACAUUGGUUCCCAAUAAACCUCGCUAUCACUACAGAUUUUUGUCUUCCACUGGGGACGUCGUCACCAUGGAAAAGGAAGGUUAGCUGGCAGUCCACAUCUAUUAUAGACUAAAUGAUUGAAUAAACUCACGUUUUGUCCUGCGUUUUGUCUGU